GGAUUUUGUCUCUGUGUGUGCGUGUAUGUGUGUGUGUAUUUAUUAGAAUACGUUUGCAUUGAAAUGGGCCGUUGUUAUUGCGACUAGAAAUUCGCUGAACAUGCUCCAAACAAGGUGUUUAAAAAGUGAAAGACAUAAUCCGUGAACCAUUAAGGAGCCUUGAGUGAAAAAUAACGUUUCCCAAUAUCAAAACGCUUAUUAUUAUACUUAUUUUCACUGUUGCGACCGCUAAUAAUAAUAAUAACAAUGCAGCAGCAUAAUUCGAUUCUGGUGGGGUCGCCGUGUGGCCAGCAUGGGCCGUACACGUUCUACAAGGCGUUCAAAUAUUCGAAAAACGGUGUAAAUCGUGUUGUGAGGUUAAGUGAGUUUUUCUUUGUUAAACUUUGGUCCGAUUCGGAUCUAGUGUGCAUAGGCGAGUUGCAAUUGUUGUGGAUAGACAAAAACAGUGAACAAAUUUUGGCAAGUUUGCGAUUGUAUUUCCUUCCGGAAAACACACCUGAAGGUCGGAUGGAUCACGGCGAGGUAAGAAGUAGUAUUUAUUCGAUUAUUAUUCUCUCUCUCUCUCUCCUGCCUUUUCUAACGCACGUCCGCGUGCUUGAAUAGCGUCUCGCUCUUUUUCGUUUAUCCCUUCUCCCCACUAAUUUGCUCCGCUCUCGUCGUUUAUUCUAUUUUCUUGCUCGUACACACACAGGCGCAAACGUACACGAUUGUAUACAUGCAUUUAUUCGCUCGUGGUUUGUAUGUGUUUGUGAAAGCUACAAAAUGGAUUUGAUUAGAACUCUUUAUAGAAACAAUUUUUAAACAGAUAAUCAUGUAGUACCU
Molecule: messenger RNA, 822 nt
Organism: Agrilus planipennis (emerald ash borer)
Lineage: Eukaryota; Metazoa; Arthropoda; Insecta; Coleoptera; Buprestidae
Product: AT-rich interactive domain-containing protein 5B-like
Exons: 2
Coding region: 247-603 (118 amino acids)
Source: RefSeq, a predicted model, not a curated record